AUGUGGUUGAAAUUAAUUAUUUUAGCCGCUUUUAAUUUAUGGUUAGUGACAAGUUCUGUUUUGGAUAAUGAAGUGAAAGUUGUUGAAAAGUACGAACCAAAUUGGGAGAGUUUGGACAGUCGACCUUUGCCUGAAUGGUUCGAUAAUGCCAAAAUUGGAAUAUUUUUGCAUUGGGGUGUAUAUUCGGUACCCAGUAUGGGUACUGAAUGGUUUUGGUGGUGGUGGCAAGGAGGAAACGUACCAGAAUAUGUAGAAUACAUGAAAAAAAAUUACCCGCCUGGAUUCACAUACCAAGAUUUUGGCAAAGAAUUUAAAACCGAACUUUUUGAUCCAAACUAUUGGGCUGAUGUAUUUAGAGCAUCGGGAGCUAAAUACGUAGUCCUAACCAGUAAACAUCACGACGGUUAUUCUUUGUGGCCUUCUAAAUAUUCCUUCAGCUGGAAUUCACAAGAUUUAGGAGCACACAGAGACUUAGUUGGUGAAUUAGCAGAAGCGAUCCGUAACAAAACGGAUCUAAAAUUUGGUCUUUACUACUCAUUGUUUGAAUGGUUCAAUCGACUCUAUAGAGACGAUCAAGCCACUAAUUUCACAAGCAAAAAUUACGUAAACACAAAAAGUUUACCGCAACUUCAUGAGUUGAUAAAUACAUAUAAACCAUCGGUUUUAUGGUCAGAUGGUGAGGCCGAUGCUUCAGAAUACUAUUGGAAUAGUUUGGAGUUUUUGGCUUGGCUUUAUAAUGAAAGCCCAGUUAAAGAUGAGAUUGUAACCAACGAUAGAUGGGGAACUGACACUCAUUGCAAGCAUGGUGGUUUCUUCUCAUGUAGUGACAGAUACAAUCCAGGUACAUUGCAGCCUCACAAAUGGGAAAAUGCAAUGACUAUUGACAAAGCAUCCUGGGGAUACAGAAGAGAUGCCAAAUUAUCAGACUAUAUGACUCAAAAAGAACUGCUGAAGCAAUUGAUCCAAACCAUCAGUUGUGGUGGAAACAUUUUGAUAAAUGUAGGACCAACCAAAGAAGGAACAAUCGAUGUAAUCUUUGAGGAGCGCCUACGAAAUUUAGGUGCAUGGUUGCAAAUUAAUGGAAAAGCGAUUUACAAAUCACAGCCUUGGUUGCACCAAAAUGACACUUUGACUAAUGAUGUUUGGUAUACAACAACUAAAGAAGAAAACUGCAAUACAGUAUUUGCUCUGUUCUAUGACUGGCCAGCUGACGACAAAUUAGAACUGGGCGCUUUGGUAAAAUACAUAGAAAGCUCGGGAUCGGUAACCAUGCUCGGCAAUGACAAUAAAUUGACGUGGGCCAAAACCGAUAAAAGUGUGAAGAUAACUCUACCUGCAAAAAUACCAUCUACAGACGCAUGGGUUUUAGAAAUUAAAUUAAAAUAA
Messenger RNA from Ctenocephalides felis (cat flea), 1386 nucleotides. RefSeq names its product plasma alpha-L-fucosidase-like. Gene Ontology annotation, molecular function: alpha-L-fucosidase activity. NCBI's taxonomy places the organism in Eukaryota, Metazoa, Arthropoda, Insecta, Siphonaptera, Pulicidae. The transcript is spliced from 9 exons. The record is from RefSeq and is a predicted model, not a curated record. Gene Ontology annotation, cellular component: lysosome. Gene Ontology annotation, biological process: fucose metabolic process; glycoside catabolic process. Bases 1 to 1386 code for a protein of 461 amino acids.